Messenger RNA from Toxotes jaculatrix (banded archerfish), 712 nucleotides. RefSeq names its product ripply transcriptional repressor 1 (gene ripply1). The transcript is spliced from 4 exons. The record is from RefSeq and is a predicted model, not a curated record. Gene Ontology annotation, biological process: negative regulation of transcription by RNA polymerase II; embryonic pattern specification. The coding region runs from base 174 to 629 and encodes 151 amino acids. Gene Ontology annotation, cellular component: nucleus. Lineage: Eukaryota; Metazoa; Chordata; Actinopteri; Toxotidae.
UAGCUACAAACACCGUCCUCUACAGCUGCUGUACUCCAGUCUUACAGGGAACAGACCCGCAAUCCUCCGACAGACGAGGAGAUCAAUUAAAAGACUUAAGUCAGAGGUAUUUUAGUCGAAUCUCCUCCUCCGAAAAAAAAAAAAAAAAAAAAAAAAAAAGCCAAGCCAGAAGAAUGAGCUCCGCGUGCGUGCUCCUCAAGCAGCCGUCUUUCGGCGCAGCACCGUGGUCGCGCUCGCCGACAGUGAGCAGCAGCAGCUUGGACACAAACGGCAGCCGGACCUCACUGUGGAGACCGUGGUUAUCCAGCAGCAGGGAUGGACCAGAGCAAUGUCCACGGAGCAGGCUGUCCCAUCCUUACUCCAGACCCACUGUGUCAGGCUGCUUCUUGACAGAUGGGAAAUCUCAGUCCUUCCAGCACCCUGUCAGGCUCUUCUGGCCCAAAUCCAAGUCAUUUGACUAUCUGUACAGUGACGGAGAGGCUUUGCUGAGGAACUUCCCCGUUCAGGCAACCAUCAGCUUUUAUGAGUCUGACUGUGAAGAUGAUGAUGAUGAUGAUGAUGAUGAAGAGGGGGACUGGGAGGAGGAUGCUGACUCUGAGGAGUGUGUCAAACAGCAGUCUGAGGACUGAGGGCCUAUCUGUCUUCCACGUUGCGAAGACUUGUUCCUACACACUUCACUGGUUUUGAAGGGUGUAUGAAGUUUUACAGAGCG